GCCAGAAGGGCAGGGGGAGGGGGACUCUUUUUUCCCAGCGCGCCCCGCGCGGAGGCGCCGCGGAGUGCUGCGUCACGGGCCCUGCCGGGCCGGGUCAUUCCCUGCGUGGCCGCCGCGCGUGAGGAUCGUGCCCGCGUCUGCGCCUACCGACCAUGGCCUCCGCCGCCGCCCUGCCGCCUCCGGCCGCCGCUGCCGCCGCGCCCGCAGCCCCGGCCCUCGCCCCGGCCCCGCCGCCGGCUCCCGCCCCGGGCAUCCUCAUCGGCGACCGGCUGUACUCGGAGGUGUCGCUCACCAUCGACCACUCGCUGAUCCCCGAGGAGCGCCUGUCGCCCACGCCCUCCAUGCAGGACGGGCUGGACCUGCAGUGCGAGACAGACCUGCGCAUCCUGGGCUGCGAGCUCAUCCAGGCGGCCGGCAUCCUGCUCCGCCUGCCGCAGGUGGCGAUGGCGACGGGGCAGGUGCUGUUCCACCGCUUCUUCUACUCCAAGUCCUUCGUCAAGCAUAGCUUUGAGAUUGUAGCCAUGGCCUGCAUCAACCUGGCGUCCAAGAUCGAGGAGGCGCCGCGCCGCAUCCGUGAUGUGAUCAACGUCUUCCACUACCUGCGCCAGCUCAGAGCCAAGAGGACUCCAAGCCCCCUGAUACUUGAUCAGAACUACAUAAACACCAAAAAUCAAGUAAUCAAAGCAGAAAGAAGGGUACUGAAGGAAUUGGGAUUUUGUGUUCAUGUCAAGCAUCCACAUAAGAUCAUUGUUAUGUAUUUACAAGUCUUAGAAUGUGAACGUAAUCAAACCCUCGUUCAGACUGCCUGGGUAGUCCAUGAUGGUAAGUCAUAGAACUCUGCCCUCUGAACCACAGCUCAUGACCUGGGGAUGGCCUGAUAGGCUGCCCUUCUCUCCAGCCAAUCCAGUGCAAGCUCUCAUCCGAGAUUCACUGAAGUGGUCCAUAUCCAUCUGGCAGCAUCUUCUAGUUCUGUCUGGGUGUCAAAAGGAUUUGUAUAUUUACUUUUAGAAGUAACCAUUCAACAUGUUUCUAAUGUGUAUUUAUUGCAUACCUACUGUAUACUAUAGUGUAUUUAAAGGACACAUGGACAAAUUUUGGGUAUACUGCUUCCUGCCAACGAGAAUCCCAUCAACUUUUAUUUUUGACUGAAUUUGGGUUACGAAAUUAAAGUGCAUGCAGCAUGCUCACUUACUGAUGCUAGUAUUUUGGAUCUAUUUAUUGGGCACCAUUUUAUUUGUAGCAAGUACUCACCUAGUGAUUAUUGGUUGUGCUGUUAACUUCUGUAGUACUUCAGGUGUUAAAUACUUAGAGUUGUAUCUGCAGUUCAAAAGUAGUUAUUAACACGUACGGCUUGGCAAUAAUAGCUUUUCUAGAAGGAAAACUGCUUUUAAAAUUGGUGCUUGAGAAAUUGAUUGUGCAACUGGUUAGCUUUCCCCCCUUCCAGCACAAAAGGUUACAUGAUAGUUGGAUUACUUAUUGCUGGAUAAAAAUAAAUAUUGCUGAAUAUAAAGCAUAUCUAGUGUAUUCACACUUGAACAUUUGCUCAAUCUUAGCCAUAAUGUCCUUAGCUACCUGAAAAUGCUGGCCGCAAGUGUAUUGGAGUUUCUAAUAGAUGGAAAACACUCUUGAAUGAAGGGGUUUUGGUGCUUAAAAGAGAACAAACACUUGACUGACAUAGCUGGACAGAAACUUUUUGUUGUUCUUUGCCUAGAUUCUCCCUCCCCCCCCCUGUAUUUUAAGCUUCGAUUGGACUCUUCAUUGCACAGCUGAACAUAUUUAAUUAAUUAAUCAGAACUCUGGUGCUUGCAAAAAUUCCUCACGUUUUGAAAGAAGUUUCAGAAAGAAUUCUAAAGUGAAAGGUAGCUCUUGCAUUGACAUGUCAGAGCAAAGACAGCAGGCCAUAUUUUGACAUUUAUACAAGUAAAGUAACAAUUUUAAUUCUUAAAAAUGACAACUGUAGAAUUACUGCAGUCUGGAACAACAAAGUAUUGGAUAUAUUUUACUUAAAGAAAAAAUAAUAAAGUAGAUUGAGUCUCCAAUUUUGUGCCUUAUUUUAAAGUGCUAUGUAAAUGUGAGACCCAGCUUAUAACUGUAAUUUUUUUUCCCCCCUCCCAGGAAUUACAUGAAUGACAGCCUUAGAACCAAUGUCUUUGUUCGCUUUCAACCUGAGACAAUAGCAUGUGCUUGUAUUUAUCUUGCUGCGCGAGC
Molecule: messenger RNA, 2208 nt
Organism: Alligator mississippiensis (American alligator)
Lineage: Eukaryota; Metazoa; Chordata; Crocodylia; Alligatoridae
Gene: CCNL1
Product: cyclin L1
Exons: 6
Coding region: 153-833 (226 amino acids)
Biological process (GO): regulation of transcription by RNA polymerase II
Cellular component (GO): nucleus
Molecular function (GO): cyclin-dependent protein serine/threonine kinase regulator activity
Source: RefSeq, a predicted model, not a curated record